Bradysia coprophila is the source of this 3223-nucleotide messenger RNA. RefSeq names its product chromosome segregation 1 (gene Cse1). Gene Ontology annotation, biological process: protein export from nucleus; protein import into nucleus. Gene Ontology annotation, cellular component: cytosol; nuclear envelope. The record is from RefSeq and is a predicted model, not a curated record. Lineage: Eukaryota; Metazoa; Arthropoda; Insecta; Diptera; Sciaridae. Gene Ontology annotation, molecular function: nuclear export signal receptor activity; small GTPase binding.
CCCAUUGACAGUUACUGGCGUUACUGAGUGAUUCUCAGUUGUGCGACACACAAGAAAACAAAAAGUGAAAUACGCUUAACGGCCACCAAUAAAUUUUCUAGACUAAAUUGACUUUUGCUCAGUGAAAUUCCGUAGUUUUUACUUGAAAUUGUUCGUGGCGUUGCAAUGGAGCUGAACGAAGAAAAUUUCAAACUGAUAGCCCAGUAUUUACAACAUACAUUAAGUCCAGACUCGAACAUCCGACGACCGGCGGAAAAGUUUCUCGAAAACGUCGAGACCAAUCAAAAUUAUUCGAUUUUACUGUUGCAUUUGGUUGGAAAGGAUGAUGUCGAUGGUACAAUUCGUAUAGCUGGUUCUAUUGCGUUCAAAAAUUUUGUCAAACGUAACUGGAAUGCCCAUGCAGACAGUGAUUCGCCGGACCGAAUUCACAGCGAUGAUCGGUCGGCCAUCAAGCAAUACAUUGUAACGUUGAUGUUAAAGUCAUCGCCGAGCAUACAAAAGCAACUGAGUGACGCCAUCAGUAUCAUCGGAAAAUAUGAUUUUCCGGAAAAGUGGCCGCAAUUGAUCACUGAAAUGGUGGACAAAUUUGCCACCGGUGACUUCAAUGUCAUCAACGGCGUACUGCAGACGGCCCAUUCGAUAUUCAAGCGUUAUCGCUACGAGUUCAAGUCACAAAAAUUGUGGGAAGAAAUCAAAUUGGUGUUGACGACAUUCGCUAAACCGUUAACGGAUCUGUUGGUCGCUACGAUGGAUUUGGCGAAAACUCAUGCCGGCAAUGUGGUUGCCUUGAAGGUGAUCUACAGUUCGUUCGACUUGAUGGCGAAAGUGUUUUAUUCGCUGAAUUCGCAAGAUUUGCCCGAGUUUUUCGAAGACAAUAUGCAGAUUUGGAUGAAUGCUUUCCACGAACUGCUCGUCACCGACGUUCCUUGCUUGAAUACCGGGGACGAAGAAGAGGCAGGAGUGGCCGAACAGCUGCGUUCUCAAAUCUGUGAUAACUUGGGACUGUAUGCGCUCAAGUACGACGAAGAGUUUGGCACAUACAUGCAGCAAUUUGUGACUGACGUCUGGGAACUAUUAGUUAAAACUGGCAUCCAAACGAAAUAUGACUCGAUCGUGUCAAACGCUUUGAAGUUUCUAUCAAUUGUUGCCGAUCGUAAUCACUACAGAAAUCUGUUCGAAGAUCCCAAAGUAUUGGCUAGCAUUUGUGAAAAGGUCAUCAUACCUAACAUGGACUUCCGAGCUUCCGAUGAAGAACUAUUCGAAGACAGUCCCGAAGAGUACAUCCGUCGUGACAUCGAAGGUUCGGACACCGAAACGCGUCGGCGGGCUGCCUGUGAUCUAGUGAAAACGUUGUCACAAAAUUUUGAGGCGAAAAUUUUCGAAAUAUUCAGCCAAUACCUUCAGGUUCUGAUGGCCAAAUAUGCUGAAAAUCCCGCUCAAAAUUGGCGAACCAAGGACACAGCAAUCUUUCUGGUCACAUCACUGGCUUCACGUGGUGCCACACAAAAGCUGGGCGUAACGCAAACGUCCGAAUUGGUGCCAAUACCACAGUUCUGCCAGCAACAAAUCGUUCCCGAAUUGGAACGGACGAAUAUCAACGAGCUGCCAGUUAUCAAGGCCGAUGCAUUGAAAUUUGUGCUGACAUUCCGCAGUGUUCUCGGUCCACAAACGAUGUUGGCGUGUAUGCCGUAUUUGAUUCGACAUUUGGGUGCAUCAAGCAUUGUGGUUCACAGUUAUGCGGCGUGUGGCAUCGAAAAAAUUUUACUUCUGAAAGGACCGGAUGGUAAUCCAUUGAUAUCGAAAGAACAACUGUCUCCCAUAUCGGCGGAGCUGUUGAGUGGACUGUUUUCCAUUUUGAACGUACCCGGAUCCACGGAAAACGAAUACGUGAUGAAAGCCAUAAUGCGCAGCUUCUCAACGUUGGAGGAAGUAUCGAUGCCGUUCAUGGGUGUUGCGCUACCACGUUUAACCGAAAUUCUAACCAUUGUCGCCAAGAAUCCAUCCCGACCACAUUUCAAUCACUUUUUGUUCGAAACACUGUCGCUGGCCAUAAAAAUCGUUUGCAAGGCCCAACCGAGCGCUGUCAGUUCAUUCGAAGAAGCACUGUUCCCGGUAUUCCAAGACAUUUUACAGCAAGACGUUCUGGAGUUUAUGCCGUACGUUUUCCAAAUGCUGUCGUUGCUACUGGAAAUGAGAGAAGAAGCUAAAACACCGAUACCGGAACCGUACUGGGCAUUGUUUCCCUGCCUCCUGGCACCAUCACUAUGGGAUCGAUCUGGAAAUGUAACGCCUCUGAUUCGUUUACUAUCGGCAUUCAUUCGGCUGGGGUCGGCACAGAUCACGAAAUACGAUAAAUUGAACGCAAUCCUGGGCGUUUUCCAGAAGAUGAUCGCAUCAAAGGCAAACGAUCACGAAGGAUUCCAUCUCAUUCAAGUUCUGUUGAUGCAUUACCCAUUCAACGAAUUGGAGUCGAGCAUUCGCCAGAUUUUCGCGUUGCUAUUUCAACGUCUCAGUCUAUCAAAAACGGCCAAAUAUGUGAAAGGAUUCAUCGUCUUCCUGUGCUUCUAUGCAGCUAAAAUUGGCAGUGCCGCAUUGGUGGAAUUAAUCGACAACAUUCAACCACAAAUGUUUGGCAUGGUAAUCGAGCGAGUGCUCAUACCUGACCUGGCAAAAGUAUCCGGCGAGACAAGUAAAAAAAUCGUUUCCGUUGGCAUGGCGAAAAUCCUGUGCGAAUGUCCGUCAUUGUUGAUCAAUCCAUACCGCAACUAUUGGCCAAAAGUACUGGAAUCAUUGAUACAAAUCUACGAACUGCCGCCCGACGAAGGUCUCUUGGAUGGUGAUCACUUGAACGACGAAGAAGAAGUUGGAUACCAGGCCGCAUAUUCGCAAUUGAAUUUCGCUCAGACAAAACGCCACGAUCCAUUGGUCGAUGUUGACGAUGGCCGGAAGUUUUUGAUUCAAAAUUUGGCAAUUCUGUCCUUGUCUCGGCCCGGCGAAAUACCCACAUUAAUUGCAUCACUGCCGUCGGAUCAUCAGCAAGCGUUACAGAAAUAUUGUGCACAGUAUGGCAUUCAAAUUGCUUAAAGGCGCAUCGGUUCUCUGAGGAUUUGUUUUUUUUUGUAUGUUCUCUGUUUCAAUUCUGAACUAAUUUUUACGCUUUCGAUUAUAUUCAAUGCAUUUUUCUUUAAAUUAAUUUCGAUGGAAAUAAAAGGAGUAAAGUCAA